CGAGAGACCAGGAGGGUUGGAAGUCACUUCCUCCCGGGGACGCUGUUGCCUAGCAACCGCCUUCCGCCUCCAUCUUUUGCCCCGCCUCCCGCUUAUUCCAAUACCUGGUUUCCCAGACUGCCAGGCCCUGGCCGGAGGCGACAUCGGUGCUAGAGCCCAGCCGCUGGGUUCUCAGCCAACUUCAGUUUGAAUGAAUAACUCCAAUUAUUUAUUAACAAUUGUGUAAAAGUAGUGAAAAAGAAUAAUACACUAUGUCCGAUGAAAUCUUCAGCACAACUUUGGCAUAUACCAAGAGUCCAAAAGCUACCAAGAGAACUUCAUUUCAGGAUGAGCUGAUCAGAGCAAUUACAGCCCGGUCAGCCAGGCAGAGGAGUUCUGAAUACUCAGACGACUUUGACAGUGACGAGAUUGUUUCUUUAGGUGAAUUUUCAGAUACCUCAACUGAUGAAAGUCUAGUUAGAAAAAAGAUGAAUGAUUUUCAUAUAUCUGACGAUGAGGAAAAGAAUUCUCCAAGACUGUCUUUUUUGAAAACCAAGAAAGUAAACAGUGAUAUAUCCAAAGAUGAGCCGGAAUCUGUCACACAGAACAGUGAAGACAUAUCACCUGAUGUUCAUGAAGAUAGGAUUGGAAAUUCCUUUUCUGAAUCUCAAAAUGAUGAUCAAGAAGUUGGAAAAGAGAUCAUUACAAUAAAGCCUAAACCCAGAAUUCUUCCCAUCAAAGGAAAUACAUCUUCAGGGGAAGACAGCAGCAGGCAUGAAGCGGAUGGCCACAUUAAGCCUUCCCCUCGGCCAAGGAGCAUGAAAAAGAGCAGCCCCACGGAGGAGGGAGACAGACCAGGGGAUGAUAAAGGACGCUCCCCGAGUGAAGACUCUGCUCCCACGCCUUCCCUUCCAAGGCAGAAUGGCACGGAGUUGGAAACUGAGGAAAAAGUACACUCUGAGAACCUUGAUCUUGAGGACUCGCUCUUACAAAGUCUGACCUCGUCAUUGCUCAAAGAAAGCCCUGGAAAUUGCACUUCACCAGGAUCUCAGGAAAAAGCAUCCAUAAAAGAUCAUGAUGGAGAACCGACUGAAAUCUGGGAUUCCUUGAUAUCAAAUGAAAAUGAAGAAAAUCCGGUUUUGGUAAACUAUGUUACUCCUGAACUUGAGCAGCCCAAGGCAGGUCUCCCCAAGGCGGCUACAGAUGACACUGAAGAAGAAAAAGAGAAAGCUGCAUUUACUGAUGAUGACUUCACUACUGACCCACUGCUCUCCACGUCCCCGAGUGUCAUAACACCCACUGAGACAGCAGAGCCAACCAAGAAAUCAAAUGAAGACCGAAACAUGAAGAAUAAAAAGUCAACGACUAAUAGAAUAUCCAGUGCCUCUGGCAGGCUUAUGACCUCUGAGUUUUUAAAGAAAUCUGGCCCCACAAGGAGAAGUCCAUCUGCAGCUGCCUCUUCCCACUAUUUAGGGUCUUUGAAAGUCUUGGACAAGAAGCCAUCACGGAAGCAGAGCCUGGAGCCAGAUAAAGCUGAUCACAUCAGGGCAGCUGUUUAUCAGGAGUGGUUAGAAAAGAAAAAUGUGUAUUUACAUGAAAUGCACAGAAUAAAAAGAAUUGAAAGUGAAAACUUAAGGAUCCAAAAUGAACAGAAAAGAGCUGCUAAGAGAGAGGAAGCAUUAGCAUCAUUUGAGGCCUGGAAGGCUAUGAAAGAAAAGGAAGCAAAGAAAAUAGCUGCAAAAAAGAGGCUGGAGGAAAAGAACAAGAAGAAAACAGAAGAAGAGAAUGCCGUGAGGAAAGGCGAGGCCCUGCAGGCAUUUGAAAAAUGGAAAGAAAAAAAGCUGGAAUACCUGAAAGAGAAGACCAGGAAGGAGAAAGAAUAUGAAAGAGCAAAGAAACAGAAAGAAGAAGAAACAGUCGCUGAGAAAAAGAAAGACAGUCUAACUGCUUUUGAGAAAUGGAGUGAAAAAAAGGAAGCCCUUCUCAAGCAAAAGGAAAAGGAGAAAAUAAACGAGAGAAGAAAGGAAGAGCUGAAGAGAGCGGAGAAGAAAGACAAAGACAAGCAAGCCAUCAGUGAAUACGAAAAGUGGCUGGAAAAGAAAGAAAGGCAGGAAAGGAUUGAACGGAAACAAAAGAAGCGUCAUUCCUUCCUUGAAAGUGAGAUACACCCUCCGUGGAGCCCUCCGAGCAGAACUCUGCCCUCAAAAGUAUUUUGACAAUUCCGGUUCUUGAUUUAUCAGUUCACCAACUUUACCCAUGGAUUUAAAACCAUUCAUCUUAUUAUUUCUGGUUAGAAGAAUCUAUUUUAAUUACCUGCAGGAACUUCUGUGGAGCAUGAAAGAGAUACUUCACAGUUUAAUCAAUGGAAGCAAUUAUCUGAAGUGUAGAUCAACUGCCUCAGACAAGAAGCCAGUCGGAUUGCUGGGACAAUCCAGAUGCAUGAAGCUUUAUCAUGUCCUAAUCAUUCCUGAAGUGGGGUGGUCUGUGGUCACUGUCACUGAGUUCUGUGUCUUUUUAUAGCAUGUUUGACCCCACCGAUGGAAGGAUGCCAUCUAGGUACCACAGUCAUAGGAAUGAUUCAGUCCCUGGAAGCUUAUGCUUCUCCAUUGAAGUUUGGGAAUUAAGGGUCCCUGGGGAGUAUGGACAUGUGCCAUCUAACAUGAGUUUUCAGCUCAGAGCAGCAUCUUGCUAUGCAAGUUAGAAUUGCAAUCAGUUAAGGCCUCAGAGCUUUCGUCAGUAAAGUCACUUUAGUUAAGAACUUGGCCUUAUGGUUUAGUCUCAGUGUGUGUUGCCUGUGUGGGACUUACCUGACAAUCGAAGCCACUUCUAUAAUGGGCUCACUUCUGAAAUUUUUCUUUCUAAGUUUGAUUUCAAUUUGCUCAUUAUUUGCUUAACACCAAAAGCCACCAGUUUGAUGGUAGUGGUGUCUUAUAUAGUAGUUGUGAAAAUUUCAUAGGGGUUCAGGGUCAUUAUCAAAAUUCUUUCUAGACUAAAGGUAUAAAGAUAAAUGAAGGCAACUCCCACCUUCUAGACUGUUUCAACUUGUACUUAGAGGCAGCUGAAUAAGAAAGUAAAUUUGGAAAAAUAUUGAAGAACUUGUAUUUAUUUAUAUUUAUUUGACUUCUUCUCCCAGUAUGAACUGGUCCGAUACUGGACUGGUCAUCUCUUAAAACAGACCAGUUGUUGUAAUGCUGCUGUAGGCAAUAAUGCAAUGCAGAGACAAUCGAUGUGAAGCGUAGUUGUUACUGUUCACUAAGCUCUUAUGUCAUCUCUGCUGUUACAAGUAUAAUUUGUCAAUUUUGUAACAACGAUUCAGGGUAGGUGUUAUUAGCUUUAUUGUGCAGAUAAAAAAUACUGAGGCUUAGAAAGUCCAAAAUAACUUGCCAUACAGCUAACAUAUGAGUCGUGGGACCAAAACCCAUUGUCUCCCUUGAGACCUUUGUGACCUCAGAGACUGUGGCUGACUUCUGACUUCAACCUUGCAAAUGUUUGAUACUCCCAGGGUGUAAAUCAUGCACUGUUGGUGAGACAUGCUCCUUUCUUAGUGCCUCCAGAUGCUAGACCUCCUUACAUAUAUAAAAUGAAGUGAGGAUUCAUGGGAUUUUGUAUGUUCAUCUUAGUGUCAACAAAGCCAGCAGAUUAUGUGAAACCCAACUAUAGAAUGUGCACAAAACAGAAGUCAUGCACUGCUUUGUAGUAUUACAGAGCAUAUCAAAUCACAUGACAGACAUCCACAGAUGAAGCUAGAAGCCUUUGAUACUGCCAGAAGUUGCCACUGAAAGAUUAUCAGCAGUGUGAGUUAUGGGAUUUAGGACUGGAAUUUGUGUGAUUUCCCAUGAACAACCAAGCCUGCUAGAAUAGAUUCAUAUAGGCUUCUUGUGCUGAAGUAAAUAGGUAGAGAUAAAAAGGUUUUGCACAUUGUAAGGAAUGAAAAGGAAGAUCAGACAAAGGUGUGGCUCUCCCAUGGCCACUUUCUACAGUGUUGUAUUUGUUAUUGCUGUUAGCUCUUAAAUCAUGCAAAAUGGAUGAUAUCAGUUAACUCAUGUGAAGUAUUUGGAACAUAAGGACUCAGCAAAUAUUCAUUAUCAUAUUAUUUACCACAGUGCCCACUUCAUGGACUUGAGAUCAGUGUGGGGUGAGCAGGACAGUAGUUAUUUGGCAUACAUUUUUAGCAUACACAAGAACUCAGUCUUCUGGUCCUUCUUUGAUGUACCCAUCACAGUCAAGUGCUGCCAGGAAAAGGACCGUCUGAGAAGACACCUGAAUACUGUUUAUUUGUUUUUUAAGAUUGUUUCUGAAGAGAAUUAAGUGACAAGUGAAGAUAUUCCCAGUGGCCCAAAAUGUCAUUCCCUCAAAUAUGAUUUAGGAUGAGUAUGUUUAUAUAGUAAAUAAAAAGUUUUUACCAACUUACAACAACCUGUAUUUAAUCUGUAUAGAAUUUAUCUAGUUCAAUAAAAUUUCCCCUUCUGCUGUAGCAAAAAUAAAACAGAGCAUUGGACAGUGAGUGAACAUCCAGUUCUGUAAUGUGGCAGUCUGAGUUCCAGAGGGAAGAACCUGGUAAGAUUAUCUUAAUGUAUUUGCCUGCUUAAGAAAUGAGACUUUUUCAUAUUUCCUUUAAAAGUACCAAAUAUUGAUAUAGAUAUUUAUAAUAAUGAAAAAUAAAACUCUUACAUCAAAGUAAGUUCCAUAAUAACAGCAAAAAGAUAUCAUGCAUAUCAAAAGGAAUAAAAUGCUACUUUAGAUGUGGAAGAGUUAAUGUUUCCUUAAGGAAAUAGGCUAAGAACAACUCGGAGUAAUGGUAUUCCAGUAGCCUAUGUGUGUGUCACUCUGGAAGGUGCUGGUUCACUGGUUUAGAUUGUAAAGAUAGUUGAUGUUUUUAUUGUUGCCAAAGUGGUACCUCGCAGGAGCUUGGUAGCCACAGUUGGAUAUUCUUUGGAGUGAUGUAGCUGUUAAUCAACCUGGACCAGACUGUUUCUGUGCUGAAUAAUGUGAUGUCCAACACUUUUGCCAACCUCAGAUGCCUGGUGUUAUCAUUCAGGUCAACAGCAGGCCCUUUGCCUAUCACUCCACAGUUGUGGUAGUCUGCUAAAAUGCUCACGCAAAGUUUCGUUAGUGGUAGCUGGUUGUGGCUCUCUCCUGUUUCCCUUUUCUCCCCAGCCUUCCAGGAGAACAGCUGUUUGGGUGCUCACACUGCUAUUGAAAUCUGAGGAAAUAGUGGCACUUCUUACAUCCUAAGUCAUAGCCUAAGAUACAAUAGAGACAGGAGGUCUCACAAAACAGGGAAAAGUGCAUGCUAGUCAAAAUCAUUCUCAAAAAUAAGACAGUACCAGAAACAAAUUUGCCUAAUUUAAUCCUGAUUCUUAGUUCAGUUGUACUGUUCUAAAAGGCAUUUGAAAACCCGUAUGUGUCCAUUCUACACAAAGCAAAUAUGUUAUUGAUUUUCCUCGUCCCUAGUUACACUGACUGAUAGAAUAAUGGAAUGCUAUGUAGGUGAUGAACUGGAGACUCAAUCCCUUUUAUUUUAAAAUGUCAUGUGAUACUGCUAGUUUGAAAUGUUGUGCUACAUAGAGUGGUCACUGUAUAAGGGUAACCAGAGUAUGUGAAAUUCUUGGUGCUGAACUUAGGGUGUCUUUGGGGUUAUUAGGGGAGAUAUAUUUAAUGCCUGUUCCAUAGUAAUACAUUUUUGUUUCAUACUUAAUUUAUUAAAGUUAACCAUUCGUGGUUUAUUUUAUUGAGUGUUAUAAAUUUAUUGGCUAUAUGCCAAGUGUUAAUAAAUGUGAUGUAUGUUUAUUUCUGAGCUAACGAUAAAAUAUGUCAUGUUGAUACAUGUUUAUUGGAAAUGAAUAGUGGACAGGAAGUAAUUUUCAAUGUAAGAUUUGGAUAUGAAACUGAUUUUACUGUACAGAUUGCAAAUGUGACAGAAUUAUUAUGUGAUUAGAAAACACAGAUUAGUGAAGUCAAUGUAUUUCCAUUCCUCCAUGAUAACUGCAUUUAACCCGUUAUUUCCACUCACCUGUCUUUAUUUUCUAGUGAGUACACUACUGUUGCUGAAUGUAAGGGAUGAGGGGGGAGCUCCUUCUCUGCUCCUGGGUCCCUGUCUCUCUCCUCUCUCUCUGUCUUCUGUAUUAUCUAAGUGUAUAUACAUAUAUGUAUGCGUUUAUAAUCUGUAUUUGAUCAUUGAAAUAAAAAUGAGAUCAAGCCAC
Onychomys torridus (southern grasshopper mouse) is the source of this 6182-nucleotide messenger RNA. RefSeq names its product microtubule associated protein 9 (gene Map9). The transcript is spliced from 14 exons. Lineage: Eukaryota; Metazoa; Chordata; Mammalia; Rodentia; Cricetidae. Gene Ontology annotation, cellular component: astral microtubule. The record is from RefSeq and is a predicted model, not a curated record. Gene Ontology annotation, molecular function: microtubule binding. Gene Ontology annotation, biological process: mitotic spindle assembly; mitotic cytokinesis; regulation of mitotic cytokinesis. Bases 252 to 2195 code for a protein of 647 amino acids.